Molecule: messenger RNA, 1068 nt
Organism: Plasmodium inui San Antonio 1
Lineage: Eukaryota; Apicomplexa; Aconoidasida; Haemosporida; Plasmodiidae
Exons: 5
Coding region: 1-1068 (355 amino acids)
Source: RefSeq, a predicted model, not a curated record
AUGGGACGAACAAAGGACAAGAAAGAAACCUUAAAAUUGGUGAAAGACAAUGGGGAGUCCUCAAACACGCUAAGGAAUUACACAGGAGUGGGAACUGUGACAUUUUAUCUUAACAAAAAAUGGAAAACCACGGAGAAGUAUUACGGAAAUAUCUUCCAAGGGAAAAAACACGGAUAUGGUGAGUAUAACUACCAGAAUGGCGAUUUUUACCAAGGGCUCUAUGAGCAUGGCAAGAAGAACGGGAUCGGCACUUAUUUUUACAACAUGAACGGGAGGCAGGAGAGAGACAAAGGGGGAGGGGCGAGGGGGAGAGACGAUGAGAGUAGUGAGGAGGAGGAAAGCAGCGACGAUGAUAAGAGGGCCGACGAGAACAUCGAUGAUGAAAAGGGCAACGACGAAAUGGGCAGCAACCAACAGGAGGAUGAGCAAAAUGAGGAGAGUGACAAAGACGCGGAUAGCGAAAAGGGCACGACCCAGGAGAAAGGUGAAAAUGACCAAAGUGGAAGCGAUCAAAGUGGAGACGGCGCAAGCGGAGAAGAUCAAAGCGAAGGCGACACUGAACAGAGCGAUCCGAAUGCUCAAGACAAGCAGAAGACUACAAAUAAGGAUGGUUAUCAAAAUAGCAAGAAGGGGAAGAAAGCAGCUGUUAAUAAAGAAAAUGCCUCCAAAAAGUUGCUACACCUUAUGCAAAAAUGGAAUAACACAAAAAUGAAGAAAGAAACGAUUAUCCCCGCGAAAGAGACCGGGAGCUUCUACUAUGGGAACUACGCCAACGGCCUCAAGCACAACGAGGGAAUGAUGCUGUACAGAAACGGGGACGUGUACAUAGGUGGCUGGAAGUUUGGAAAGAAGAGCGGAUGGGGAAGAUACACAUACAAAAAGUGUAAGAGCGUUCUGGAAGGACAUUGGGAAGACGGAUAUUUAACGAAAGGGAAAUGGAUCCUACCAAAUGGAACGUACUUCGUGGGGAACUUUAAAAAUAAUAAGCCGUCCGGAGAUGGCGUCUGGGCAUUUGAGGACAGAACACAAUUAAAUGUUUUUUAUCAUGAAGUUAAACAAGUAGGAUGA